AUGGGUGACGCCGGUAUGCCUCGAUCGCUCCAGGAGAGCUUGGACAACACAAAGGUCUCUUAUGUCCAACUCGGCGCUUCUGGCCUGAGAGUCUCCAUCCCCAUCUUGGGAGCCAUGUCCUUUGGUCACAAGGACUGGCAACCAUGGGUCAUCGACGAUAUGGAGGAAGUGGACAAGCUCCUCAAGGGCGCCUACGACCGUGGCCUCAACUCCUGGGACACCGCCAACGUGUACUCGAAUGGCGAAUCUGAACGCAUGAUCGGCCGCGUCAUCAAGAAGCACAACAUCCCCCGCCACAAACUGGUCCUUCUCAGCAAAUGCUUUGGUACUGUCGGCGAAGAACCCGGCGUUGUGCACAUCAAGUACCCCGAACAGAUCAGGAAGAGCAAAGACUAUGUCAACCAGGGCGGACUGAGCCGUGCUGCCAUCUUCAAUGCCGUGGACGCGAGUCUGGAGAGGCUGGGCACGACUUAUCUGGAUGUGCUGCAGAUUCACCGUUUUGACAAGUCCGUGCCGGUCGAGGAGACCAUGAAGGCUCUGCACGACCUCGUGCAGGCGGGCAAGGUUCGAUACAUCGGUGCAAGCAGCAUGUGGGCGUACCAAUUCGCCAAGCUGCAAACCUGCGCCGAGGCCCACGGCUGGACCAAAUUCAUCUCGAUGCAGAACCACUACUCGCUGUGCUACCGCGAGGAAGAGCGCGAGAUGAACCCCUACUGCCACGAGACGGGCGUGGGCCUGAUCCCCUGGGCGCCCCUGUACCGCGGACUGCUGGCGCGCCCCUUGGGUUCCGAGGCCACGGUGCGCGAGGAGAGCAUGAAGGGCAACCCGAUGUUUUCGGGCCUCGACCCGGCGGACCGCGAGAUCAUCAAGCGCGUCAUGGAGCUCGCGGACAAGAAGGGCUGGAAGAUGUCGCACGUCGCCCUGGCCUGGAUCAUCCAGAAAAACACCAUCCCCAUCGUCGGCUUCAGCAACCUCGCCCGCUUGGAGGAGGCCAUCGCCGUCAAGGGCAAGACCCUCACCGAGGACGAGAUGAAGUAUCUCGAGGAGCCGUACAAGCCAAAGGCUAUUGUUGGCCAUUCGUAG
Molecule: messenger RNA, 1083 nt
Organism: Fonsecaea multimorphosa CBS 102226
Lineage: Eukaryota; Fungi; Ascomycota; Eurotiomycetes; Chaetothyriales; Herpotrichiellaceae
Exons: 3
Coding region: 1-1083 (360 amino acids)
Source: RefSeq, a predicted model, not a curated record